Vidua macroura (Pin-tailed whydah) is the source of this 3940-nucleotide messenger RNA. It is a transcript of the gene CTCFL, whose product is annotated as CCCTC-binding factor like. Gene Ontology annotation, molecular function: RNA polymerase II cis-regulatory region sequence-specific DNA binding; DNA-binding transcription factor activity, RNA polymerase II-specific. The transcript has 10 exons. The record is from RefSeq and is a predicted model, not a curated record. Lineage: Eukaryota; Metazoa; Chordata; Aves; Passeriformes; Viduidae. Gene Ontology annotation, biological process: regulation of DNA-templated transcription. The coding region runs from base 985 to 2196 and encodes 403 amino acids.
GCAGCUGCUCUGACAGGACUUGCCGUGCGUGGGGACCGAGGAGCACCGGGCACCUGGUGCAUUGGGAGGGAAACCUGCGCAGGUUCGGGGCUUUGUGUUUUGUAAGGAAUUAACAGGUGAGAAGCAGCUGUUCCCCAAAAGCUGCUACCCACGAGUGGGCUCCCGCACCAGCCGCUGCUGAGGGAGCGGCACAGGGGGGCAGAGGGCGGCCAUGCCGAGGUGCACGGCAGGCGCUGAGCCCCUUCCCUGCCGCCUCCCCUCGAGGGGCAGCCCGGGGGGACGCAGCUCUCCGCGGGGGAACCGCCCGCAGCGGCCGAGAGGGGCCUUGGGCCGGGGGAGCCCCGGGCGAGGAGCAGGGCUGGGGCUGCUCCUGAACGCCCGUGGCGUGCCCUCGUGUUUAACCUCGAACAGCAUCGCUCCGCAGCGUGCGGGGCCGUAGGGCUGCAGGAGAACCGAGGCCCGAAAGGGUGGCGAGGCCAGGCUGACCCCAGCGGAGGCGAGGAGCGGGGCCGGGAGCGCACUGCGGACGGGACACGCGUCCGCCGGGCCUGUGUCCCGAGGAGGCGAAGAACGCCGAGCCCACAGCCGGUGUGUGUGUGCGGGGAGCCCACAGGGGCUGAUCCGUGUCCCGAGGAGGCGAAGAACGCCGAGCCCACAGCCGGUGUGUGUGUGCGGGGAGCCCACAGGGGCUGAUCCGUGUCCCGAGGAGGCGAAGAACGCCGAGCCCACAGCCGGUGUGUGUGUGCGGGGAGCCCACAGGGGCUGAUCCGUGUCCCGAGGAGGCGAAGAACGCCGAGCCCACCGCCGGUGUGUGUGUGCGGGGAGCCCGCAGGGCCCUGCCCGGGCUGAGCCCGGUGCCCCCCAUGGGCCUGGCCCUGCGUGUUCCAUGACUGGGAGCUGGCGCAGAUCCGUGUAUUGCACAAAGAAGGGCAAGAAAAGAGUGCAGGAAGCAAGGCGGCAGGGAAACCACCAGACACGCUCCUGAUGGAGGUACAAGUUCUGAUUGACAGAGAUAAUGAUGCCAUUGCAUUUGAAAAUAACAUCCAGCAACUGAGCCCAUGUGAAGAGGAGGAAGGAAAGGAAGUUUUUUCCACUGUUGAGGAAACAGAGAGUCAGAGCUGCAAAGGGGGUGAUGAUUUGUCAGACUUACUCAAUAAAAGUAAAGAGCAGGAAUAUCCAACUGGAUCAGAACAAACAGUUGUAAGAAAUCUCAAGAAUCUAAAAUUUGAGGCUUGUGCUCCACAUCAGGAAAAAGCCAAGUUAUCAAGUCUUAGGUGUCAUUUGAAAACCCAUUCGGAUGAGAAACGUCACGUGUGUCACCUCUGCCCGAAGGCCUUCCGUACAGCAGCUCUGCUGCAUAACCAUGUGAACACACAUACAGGGAACAAGCCCCAUAAAUGCAGUGAGUGUGACACAGCCUUUGUGACCCGAGGGGAGCUUUCAAGACACAGGAGGUACAAACACACUUUGGAGAGGCCUUUCAAGUGCACAAUAUGUGAAUACUCUAGUGUAGAAGCCAGCAAGAUGAGGCGCCACGUUCGCUCGCACACGGGAGAGCGGCCCUACCCCUGUCACCUGUGCAGCUAUGCCAGCAAAGAUGCCUACAAACUGAAAAGGCACAUGGUAACUCACACAGGUGAAAAACGCUAUGAAUGUUACGUUUGCCAAGCCAGAUUCACUCAAAGUGGUACCAUGAAAAUCCAUGUGUCACAGAAGCAUGGAGAAAAUGUGCCAAAACACCAAUGUCCACAUUGUAGUACUUUCCUUUCCCGAAAAAGUGAUUUGGGUGUGCACCUGAGGAAUCUGCAUUCCUACAUGGAAGAGGCAGUGAAGUGCAGGGACUGCGAGGCAGCUUUCCACGAGCGCUACGCUUUCCUUCAGCACAGGAAGACUCACAGGAGGGAGAGGAGCUUCAGGUGUGCUCAGUGCAGCUGCACGUGUAACCAGAGUAAUAUGUGUAAGCGUGCUGAAAAUUGUGGAUUGGUGAGGGCAAAAACUGCUACACCCAGAAAAGGAAGCAAAGGCAAAAAUAAAAUCCAUGAGAACCCGAAGUGUGCUAAGCCAGAAGUUGCCCUGAAAUUAUUCCCAGGUGACUCUACUGUGAAAAAUGAACAUUGUGCCAGUGAGAUUGUUCCAGUUUUAGAUGGGACAGAAACAGCAACGCCGAGAGAACACAGAACAGAAGCAACUCAUUAAAUGGAUCCUCAACAUGAUGGACAAAAAUGCACAAACAGACUGGUCUUCCUUGUAAUUGGGCAGUUCAAAGUGUGGAACUUUGAACCUCCAAUUAGAAAGGUGGAAAAGCUGCUGGUUGGAAGCUGUUGGAGCCCUUCUGUGCUCAUGUUUCUUCUUGCUGCAGUUUCUACUGUGUAACCUAAAUACCAUUGCAAAGGGUGAAAGUUAGAGGCAACUUCCACCUGGUUUAUUACAUGCAGGUGUUCCCGUGGAAGUUUGUGAUCCUCCAUUUAGCACCAGAUCCAAGCCACACCCACGACUUUGAUUUUAAUUAAAUCUUCAAUAAAACACAACUGUGUUACUUAGGAAAGUUCAUGUUCAUAGAACACUUAAAAAUCAGAAAAAAAUUUAACUGUCAAAUACAAUUCUCUUAACUUUCCUUAGGUUAUAAGAACUAUUGGGUUUAACUCUUAAUAAUUACUAGAGUCAUUACAGUAAGUACUAUUAAUUUUUAUGAUUCAUUACAAUGAUCACAAUUGCCAUUUAUGCACUGUUCACACUUUUUUUUUUGUCAUUUAUAAUUAAUACUUGGAAGCCUCAUAAAAUCUUAAAUACUUUUUAAAUAUUCAUCUUUAAUGCUGCUAUUCUUUUGUUACAUUUCAUUAUAAAUAAGUACCAGGCUUAACUAACAAAUAUUAAAUUCAGUUGUUACAUGACCUAAUAUUAUUAUUUGAAAUGCCAAACCCUCAUCCCAAUUUCAAGAUUAACAUCUGUGUUUAUCUUCAUUAUGGUGUGGGAUUUGACCAGUAUUAAAUGGUUUGGGUUUGUAGGUUGGGCAGGCUGUGGUUGCAGGUUCUGCUGAUGUGGUCAGGGACAGAAAAUUCCUGUGCUGUGCACCCCAGGUGAGCUGCAGGCUCACAGCAACUGCAACUUUUAACUCUUUUUACUUUGAAAAAUGAAAAAAAUGAAACUUUUAAGGUUUUGCCAGUUAGUUUAUUAACAUAGCAUCUUUAUCCUGUACUUGGUAACGUGUCUACAUGCCUGUUCUAGGGUAACUCCUUUAAUUCAGCAGCUGUUCUGUGACCCAAAGCAGUGCCAGGAGCUUUGUGCCACGCAGUGUCCCCAGUAUCUCCCUGCUCACGGUGAGCAGAUAAGGGAGGAUGUUGAGAUUAGCAGGAGAUAAUUGCAGUUUUACAGUAAAUAAUCCCAUUUAUAGAGACCACAGCAAAGGCCUCACCAAGCCCUUCAUCAAUCAUCUCAUGAAACACAUGAACAGGAAUUACCACUUGGGUAACAGAAACCUCCUUCAGUUCUGUAGCAAACCCUGAAAAGUCAGAGGGCUUGAAUUCAUUUAAAUUCAUUAUUGAUUUUGUCCCUCCAUUACAGAUCUGUUACUUCAGUGGUUAUAAAGUUUCAUAUUGAUUGCUCUGUGUCUGUUUUCAUGCUGGUAAAAUUUUAGGAAGUUCAUUUGUUCUUACAAGUGACAGGACUUAGGAAUAUUUUUGUUCAUUAUAAUUGCUUAAAUAAUAUUGUUAACUUUGUUCUUGUUGAGCUGUUUCCAUUUGUGUUACAAAUUCUAAGCAGCAGAUUGCUUGGUUAAAAUUAAUUUUAGAAGUUGUUUACAUUCCUUGAUCAAUUUGCUGAAUAUAUAUUGUGCAUUUGAAUUGUUAAUAACAAAGCUGACUCAUUCUGUGCUGACAUCUAAAAAUCAGACUACAUAGAGUGGAAUAUGAAUGUAGUAAUAAAAGAUAUUUUUAUCUCUGAA